Messenger RNA from Ictidomys tridecemlineatus (thirteen-lined ground squirrel), 2801 nucleotides. The record is from RefSeq and is a predicted model, not a curated record. Lineage: Eukaryota; Metazoa; Chordata; Mammalia; Rodentia; Sciuridae.
AUGGCCGGCCUGGGAGCUGGCCGGGGGUACGUGGUGGGGGUGUCCAGGGCCCGUGGGGCCCAGGUGGAGGACAGCAGCCUGCCGGUCACCUCGAGGACUGCUGUGUUCCCAGGCCCCACUGACCCAGCUGCAAGCCUGGAGCUGCCGGCUGCCCCCACCUUCCUCCAGCCUUGGCUCCCCACGCCGGCUGCCUCCCCUCCCCCCGGGCUCCCCUGCUGGUCCCCGAGCAUCAGGACUGCCCUGAGAGGACUGUGCUUGGUCCCUUCCUUUCAUUCAGGAAUUGCCCUCAGUGUGGGUGUCCCUCAGCGUCCGCGGACCCCUAAGCAGCCUCCACCCGCAGGAGCCCCCGGCCGUGGGAAGGUCCUUUGCAGCACACGGUCCUCGCGGAGCCGGGCAGCCUCAGGUCUCCGUGCCUGGCACUGGUCUGGAAGGGGGUCAACUGAGGCAGGUCCCUGUCCCCGCAAGUCUCCCCUGGGCCGACCACACGGGCUCUGGGGAGUUUCCCUGGCAGCCGGGUCACUGGUAAGAGAAGGCUGCCCAGGGCAGGGGCAGCAGGCACAGGACCCUGGUGGUUGUGUGGAGGGAACCCCGUGCGUCACGGGAGACACCAGCUCCUGGAGUGUGGGUGGCGGGUGCAGAGGACAUGUUCCCGGGUCCUCGGGCUCUGCACUAGAGGAAUCCCACCUCCCGACAGGAGACUCGCAGAGCGGUGCCCCCAGCCCUCAGUGCGUGUCCACCAAGACGCUGAGCGUGGACACACACAGGAGUCUGCAGCGGGUGCUUCGCCGGACGUCCACAGAGGCCAAGUUCCCCGGGAGUGGCCCCCCAGCCUGCACAGACACAGGCCUCAUUUCCUCCUCCUCUGGGUUCUCUCUCCCCCACUCGGGGCUGCCGGUCUCUCCAUGUGGUCCUUCAGCUCCCCGGCAGAAGCCACGGCCGCCCCCUGGGGCCCUGCUGAGGCCGCUCGAGCUCGACAGGGAAUGGAGGGUUGGGCAUGGUCUCCCGGCUCAGCCAGGAUGCAGCUCCACUCCAGAGGCCUCAGCUGGCCAGCAGGGACAGCACCUUGGAAGACACUUCACGGCACUGUGUGCCCUCCCCUAGGACCCCGACAGCGAGGGAGGGAGAGGCCCAGCCUUCGGCCCACAUGGACAUGUGAUCUCCCCGGCCUUUUGCCCGGGUCCCAGGACAUCUCCUUUCCCACGAGGCUGCUGAGAGCCACCAUCCUGCCACUGGUUCUACAGAGGGAAGGGACAUGGCCAUCCACGGGAGGGCACCUUGGUGGCUGUUUCCAUCCCACACUGGGGAGUCACUGUGGUCCUGGGGUUCGCCACGGCCAGUCUCUGGUCAGGGCCACCCGAGCACCCCUGGAUCCUGGAGGGAAUCCUGACUUCAUGGGAGCCUCUUUGAGAACCUCUCGGGGGUCCACGUCCCCCACUGCUCCUGCCGCAGCCCUCUCUGCCCGACUCCUCUUCGUGGGACACAGACGUGUGGGCUGGUAGGGUUGUCAGUCGUCCCAGUGUUCAGAGGCGGUGCCAGAUCACGGCUCCACAUGGAGGGAAGGAAGCCAGGGCUGGCCUCGUCGCUGGGGGCCCCCGCCAGCUGGACAGGAGUCCUCGGGGCUGCUCACCCCACCAGGGUUCAAACAGCCCGGGUGAGUCACAUUCCAGCCACUUCCUUCAGGAUACAUUUCCCAACAGCCAAGCUUCUCUCCCAGCAGCCGGGAAGUUCCCAUCUGUCAGGACAUGCGACCAAGAGCAGUGCAGACCCAGGGGGAGCCGUGACUCAGCAGGCCCCGCCGCUGGCCGAGGAGCAGGCUGGCCCAGGCCGGGCUCCACAGCUCUCCCAGAGUCCACUCAGCAGCACCCGCCGAGCCCUGCAGUGUUGGGCACCAUGUCGGGACACCCAGGGGGGCAGGGGCAUCCACUCCAGGAGCCCGCAGGGCAGAAGCCAGGGCAGGCCAGGAGGGGGUGAGGCCAGGAGGGGGCAAGGCCAGAGUGACACGGAAGACCAAGAUAGGACACUCCCAGGUGCUGCCUCGCACCUGCAGACAGGGCAGGGGGAGACAGGAGGACGGGGAUGAAAGAGCGGACAGUGGUGGAAGAGGGGACAAUGGAGUGGAGGAGGGGGACGGUGUCAGGGAGGCCCUGUGCCCCUGGCUGUGGGCAGCCUGCGGCAGGUCGAGGCACGAGGCCAUGCUGUGGCAUGUGUCCUGUUCCUCUGGGGCUGGCCACACCUGUCCCACCUGCUGGACACACUUUGGCUCCAGGGGCGCCAGCAGGUAUUUCCAGGAGACGCACACGGUGGAGCAGGAGUGCUGGUCACCGUGUGGAGCUGCUGGACUCCAGGGACAGCAGGGACUGGUGCUGGAGUGCUGGGCAGAGGCCACCUCAUCUGAGGGCCGAGGCUGACACCACCAGGAGCAGUCAGGUGGCGUCCCGCCUCAGGUGUCCUUCCUAGAAGUCCAGGACCCUGCCGUAGGCCGCUGUGAGGCCGUUCUGCAGAGGCCCUCGCCAGGCUGCUGGGGCCAAGUCUCAGACAACAAGGAAAGUCGGAAAAGCUGGCCCCCACCCAGGACCAGGGCGAUUUGGGGAGAAGACAGCCUGGUUCUGGACAGACAAGCACAGUGGGAUGGCUGAGGGACUCGGGCAGCGCGUCGUCCACAGCCUCGACCCCAGUUCACCUUAGCUCUGCUGUCACAGCGGGGGAAGCCCAGUGGGGACAGAUGGACGCUGGAGGGUUUGAGACUCUUCUUACACAGGAAGUCUAAAGUCACCUCCAGAUAAACGGUUAAGUAAAUUAGU